AUGAACCAAUCAGGCACGAACCAAUCAAGUUUAUCAGACUCGAACCAAGCAGGCAUAAACCAGCCAAGCACAAGCUCACUUGAUAUGAACCAAAUGGACAUGAACCAACGGAGUUCAAGCCUAUAUGAAAUGAUCGAAGUGGACAUGAAACAACCAAGCAUGAGCCAAGCUGGCAUGAGGCAAUCAGGUACAAACCUACCAUACAUAAACCAACCCGACAUGAAACAACCAGGCACAUGGCAAUUAGGUAGGAGCCAACCAGGCAUGUGGCCACAAAGCCUGAGCCAACUAGUCCUGAGUGAAGCAGGCAUAAGCCAACCAGGUCCAUCGCAACCAGGCCCAAGCCAAUCAGGCCCCAGACAAUCAAGCACGAGCCAAGCAGGCACAAACCAAUCAGGUAUAAGCCAACCAGUGAUGUGGCAACUAGACAUGAGACAGUCAGGUAGGAGCCAACCAAGCAUGAGACAAGUAGGCACCAGCCAAUCAGGCACAAGCCAAAUAGGCAUGAGCCAACCAGGCACAUGGCAAACAGGCCUGAGCCAACCAGUCCCGAGGCAACCAAACAAGAGUCCACCAGACAUGUGGCAACCAGGCAUCAGCCAGCAAGUCCCCAGCCAACUAGGCAUGAGACAACCAGGCACUAGCCAAUCAAGUAAGAACCAAACAGGCAUGAGCCAUCCAGGCAGGGGUCAACCAGGCAUAUGGGAAGUGGGGCCGAGUCACCCAGGCCUGAGCCAACAAGACCUGAACCAAUUAGUGCUGAGUCAACCAGGCCUGAGUCAACCAGGCAGGAGCCAAACAAGCGUGAGCCAAAUGGGCAUGAGGCAAACAAGCAUGGAUUACUUUCAAAUAAGACAUGCAGAGGCUGGAGACUGCCCAGAAAUUUUGCGACUGAUUAAAGAAUUGGCUGCCUGUGAAAACAUGCUAGAUGCAAUGGAGUUAACAGCAGUUGAUUUACUCAGAGAUGGCUUUGGGGACAAUCCCCUUUUCUACUGCCUGAUUGCAGAAGUAAACAAUCAACAAAAACCAUCAGGCAAACUGACUGUUGGAUUUGCCAUGUACUACUUUACAUAUGACUCACGGACUGGCAAGGUACUUUACCUAGAGGACUUUUACGUCACACAAGCUUACCAAGGCCUAGGUAUUGGAGCUGAAAUGCUGAAGAGGCUAAGUCAGAUAGCCAUCAGAACUCAAUGUAACUGCAUGCACUUUCUUGUCGUCAUUUGGAACCAGGCUUCUAUCGACUACUAUACUAGUCGAGGGGCUUUAGACCUUUCCUCUAAGGAGGGCUGGCAUCUCUUCAGGUUUAACAGAGAAGAACUCCUGGACAUAGCAUGGGAAGAAUGAAAGAGGCCUUGUAACAACUCAUCCCAACACAGCCUCCAACAUUUGACUGUCACCUGAGUCUAACAGCAGUUUGACUUUGUUGUACAAUACAGCAAAUGAUCAUCACAUUAUUGUUUGAGCAGAUCUUUUAUUUUGAAACAGAUUUUGUAGCUCUAGUCAACUUUCCAUUAUCCAAACCAAUAUUCUAACGGCUAGUAGCAGUAGUGAUAAUCCAAAAGAGCAGAUAAUUUAAAAGUCACUUAUACUUAGCUUUGUGCUAUUUUUUACCUACCAUAUUUCAUCAAAAUUAAGAUGCUUCUUUUUUCACAAUUUGACAUAUCUGAUGUUGGGAUAAAUGUAAUGAUCAACUGGCAGCAUUUUUUGUUUGUUUUUAGAGGCAGGAUCUUGCUAUGUUGUUCAGGCUGGUCUCAAACUUUUGGCCUCAAGCAAUCCUCCCACUUCAGCCUCCCAGACAUAAGCAACUCUGCUCAGCAUUUUUUUUAAAUUAAAGGUAUAUGAUAUGCCUUAGAUCUGAUGAAUGGGUACUUGAAUAUAUUCAGAUCUGAGGUUUAAAAAAAUUCAUUUCAAAUACUGGAGAUAAAUGCUGAAGAGCUUACUUAUGAAAAACUAGCAAGUAAACUGCUUCCCUACCUUGAGCAGCUUAAGUACCACUGCCUCCUUGACAUCAUCCCAGUACUACAUUCUAUCUCUGAACAUCCAUAGCUCUUUGGUUGUACUUAUCUUAGGGAAGGUACCACAUACAACACUAUAUUUCUAUGUUUCUCUCUUUCCUAGUAGAGUAUAAGUCCUUUGAAAUAAUUCUAACUUUUGUGUCCUGUGCUGCAAGCAGCAUAGCAGAACAUGUGAGUUCCUACUACCUACCAGGCACUUCAUGGGCAUAGAAACUACACAAAAAUUAUUCAGUGAUACCCACAAGGAACCUUGUCUGUAAGAAAAUAUUAAUUACAUAAAUUGUAUAAGUACCAUAUCUGUAAAUACCAGCUAUCACUUGCUAGUUUUUCAUAAGUAAGCUCCUCAGAAUUUAUCUCCAGUAUUUGAAAUGAAUUUUUUAAAACCUUGGAUCAGAUCUCAAACACACUCAUAUUUCAACAAAUCUAAGACAUAUUAUAUACCUUUAUUUUUAAUUAUUUAUUUUUUUGAGAUUGAGUUUUGUUCUUGUGCCCAGGCUGAAGUGCAAUGGC
Messenger RNA from Nomascus leucogenys (northern white-cheeked gibbon), 2528 nucleotides. It is a transcript of the gene SATL1, whose product is annotated as spermidine/spermine N1-acetyl transferase like 1. Lineage: Eukaryota; Metazoa; Chordata; Mammalia; Primates; Hylobatidae. The record is from RefSeq and is a predicted model, not a curated record. Gene Ontology annotation, cellular component: cytosol. Gene Ontology annotation, molecular function: N-acetyltransferase activity.